Messenger RNA from Musa acuminata subsp. malaccensis (wild Malaysian banana), 1156 nucleotides. Its product is annotated as acidic endochitinase-like. Gene Ontology annotation, molecular function: chitinase activity. The record is from RefSeq and is a predicted model, not a curated record. Gene Ontology annotation, biological process: carbohydrate metabolic process. NCBI's taxonomy places the organism in Eukaryota, Viridiplantae, Streptophyta, Magnoliopsida, Zingiberales, Musaceae. Gene Ontology annotation, cellular component: extracellular region.
CCUUCCCUAUAUAACAUGAACGAGGCCUUCGCCAAUCGUCACAGGCAAUCCACCAUGGCCUCCCGAAACCUCUCCUCCCUCCUCCUCGUCGUCCUCCUCGUCUUCGCCUUCUCUGCCGGCUCCCACGCCGGCAGCAUCGCCGUGUACUGGGGCCAGAACGGCAACGAGGGCGGCCUUGCCGACACCUGCAACACCGGCAUCUACUCGUACGUGAUGCUGGCUUUCCUCACCACCUUCGGCAACGGGCAAACCCCCGUCCUCAACCUGGCGGGCCACUGCGACCCCCCCUCCGGCACCUGCACGAGCCUCAGCUCCGACAUCCGCGCCUGCCAGUCCCAGGGCAUCAAGGUGCUCCUCUCCCUCGGUGGCGGCUCCGGCAGCUACUCCCUGUCCUCCUCCGACGACGCCGCGAGCGUGGCAACGUACCUAUGGGACAACUACCUGGGCGGCUCGUCCAGCUCGCGCCCGCUGGGCGACGCCGUCCUCGACGGCAUCGACUUCGACAUCGAGCAGGGCGGCCCCGACCACUACGACGAGCUGGCGAAGCAGCUCUACGACUUUGGUAAUCAGGCGGGGACCAAGGUGUACCUCUCGGCGGCGCCGCAGUGCCCCUACCCGGACCAGUACGUGGGUAACGCGCUGCAGACGGGGCACUUCGACUACGUGUGGGUGCAGUUCUACAACAACCCCAGCUGCGACUACUCGUCGGGGGUCAGCGGCCUGAGCAGCGCAUGGGGGACGUGGACAUCGAGCUUGUCGUCAUCGGCCGUCUUCCUGGGGCUGCCGGCCUCGACGGACGCGGCCGGGAGCGGGUACAUCCCGCCCGACGACCUCACCAACCAGGUGCUGCCGGCUAUCAACACUGCGUCCAACUACGGCGGCAUCAUGCUGUGGAGCAGAUACUACGAUCUCAACAGCGGGUACGGCGCCGCCGUGAGGAACAGUGUUUGAGAUGGCGAUGUACUAACUACCAGAUGUGUGCUUCCGAUUACGAUGUCAUGAAUAAGGCGGGACACUGAUAGAAACGUCUUCCUGAUUGAUGUGACGUUGCGUCCCAAUAAAAUAAAGAUUGCGUGUUUUUAUGGAGACAUUGAUGUAGUCAAUGUAAUAAUACAUAAGUGAUAUAUCUUAAAUUGAAAUUUAGCUGUGAGCAUCA